Nicotiana tabacum (common tobacco) is the source of this 909-nucleotide messenger RNA. Its product is annotated as pollen-specific protein C13. The record is from RefSeq and is a predicted model, not a curated record. NCBI's taxonomy places the organism in Eukaryota, Viridiplantae, Streptophyta, Magnoliopsida, Solanales, Solanaceae.
AUUGGCGUAAGACGCGCUUUUGUUUUGUUGCUUUUCUUUAUUGUUCAAAUUCAUUUGAUGCUCAUGCCCCCAUGUGACUUUACUUCUCUUUGCCAGCCCAUCCACCGACGCCUUUCUCCAUUAUAUUCACUUCCCACUUUCCUCUCUUUUCCUUAAUUUUAUCUCAUUACAACUUCAACAAGAAGAAGAAGAAGCAAAGUUAGAGAAAUUUCUUAGGUGUUCCAAAAAUGGCAAGAUUAGUUGCAUUCGUUGCUCUUUGUUUACUCUUUGCUUCUUUGGCAGCUGCCACUUCCCCUUUCCUUGUUAAGGGUAAAUGUUAUUGUGACACUUGCCGCUGUGGCUUUGAGACCGAAGCUACCAAGUAUCUCGCUGGAUCCAAGGUUAAAAUUGAGUGCAGACACAGGGUGACCAACGAAAUCACAUACACAAUUGAUGGUGUGACCAACUCACAGGGUGAAUACAACAUCUUGGUAAACCGUGACUGUGGAGACGAUGUUUGCGAUGUUGUGCUCGUCGAGAGCUCUGAUAAAAGAUGUGGCAAACCCAAUGGUGGCCGUGACCGUGCCCGUGUCAUCCUUACCCGCAACAAUGGCAUGUCCUCUGAUGUCCGUUACGCCAACAACAUGGGUUUCCUCUCUGAUGCGCCUCUUAAAUCCUGCACUCAGAUCCUCCAGCAAUACCAAUUGACCGAGGACCAAUAUUGAAGGAACAUCAACAAAUGACUUCUUACUAUGAAUCUUUUGUUUGAUGUUUAGAGCUUAUUUAUUCUUAUGAUGUUGAUGAUGAUGCUUUAGGCAUCAAACUUCAUACUUAUAUCUUUGUUAUUGUAUCUGGAUGUUCAACUUCUAAGUGUUAUGUUGUUUUUUAGUCUUUGAGUUAAAUUUUAAUGGCUCAUUAAAAUUGUUACUA